GUUUGAUAUUCUUUAAAAGCAUGUUUUUUUUAGUUUUUUAAACUAUUUUUAUGUAUAAUUAUCAUAGGGAAAUGAGUUACCGACACUACCUAUUACCAUCUGAGAUAACUAUUUGGAGUUGCAACAUCACAAAGAAAUGGUAAAGUCUCUACGAAUCAUUUGCAGUUAGAUGUAUGGAUAUAAUAUUAGAAUUUACCGGGGAAAAAAAACAUUUUUUUUUUCGGCGUGGCCGGGAGUAGAACCCACGAUCGCUGAAUCCGAAAGCUGACGUCACAGAAGUCGCGCGCCUUAGACCGCUCGGCUAACGAACGUAAUGAAAUUUGUGGGACAUUUUACAGUGAUGAGCCACUCACUCAUAGGGCCGUAUGCACAGAUUCUACUAGAAGCCAAGUGUCUACUCGUACUUCCUUUAGUGAAGGAUUUGAAGUUCACUAAAUUUCGUAUGUUAGAAAUAUUUUAGUAUAAGCCUGGCUAGGUUUUACAAAGUAAAGUGAAGAAUGCUACUUAAUUACGAAGGUGGCCGAGUUUACUCGAAUAAGGCCCGAAAUCAAUGACGUCGUUCAUGACGACUUAACCUCGGCCAAUAGGAAACCUAUAUUGUAUAUUUAUUUUUUUGUAUGUGAAAAUAAUAAACAUUUGUGUAUCCACCGAUCCACGUGGUCGUUAUGGAUUGUGCUCCGAGGCAAUUUUCCGAAAGGUUUUCUAUGAAUGAGAAGUCAAUUUUAUUUUCAUUAGUGGAAAAUAGGGCAAAAAUAGUGGAAGCCAAAAAAACGGAUUUCAAAAACGUCGCCGAAAAGCGGAAAGCUUGGCAGGAGAUUGAAAAAGAUUUCAAUUCUUAUUCAGAAGUCUCCAAGCGUACUGCAUCCCAGCUAAAGAAAUGUUGGGAAAAUGAGAAAAUGAAGAGGAAGAAGAUCCUUGCUGCCAACACAAGGCAGCGAAUGGCCACUGGUGGUGGUCCAUUUGUCCAGGAGCCCUCCACGAACCCCGAAUUGGAAGUGGCAUUAGCUGGGACACAGCACUUUAUUGUAGAUGGUGGCGAUCAUGACAUGGUCGUUUCCGCAGACAGUGCUGAAAAUGCUGCUAAGUACCAGGCAGUAAUUGCAUUGGACCAUGACUAUGAGCUGCCCAUUUCAGAAUCUAUGUCUGAAGAAGAAAUUACUUAUGAGGUGGAGGUUGACAGCCCACAGGUGAGAAAGAAGGAUGCUCUCCUUUCUGGACGCUCCAAUAAGUCAAAUACACGUCGUGAAGUAGCAAUUGAAGAUGAACUGCAGCAUCGCCUGCAUAAACUUAACAGUACAGAAAAGCGGGAAAUUGAGCAUCAUAAGCUUUUGAUGCUUGAGCAGAAACUGCGAGUGAGGGCAGCAAGAACUGCUGCAAUAUAUACAAAAGAGCUUCACGAGCAGGCAAAGAAUCAUCGUGAAGAAGAACACAAGUUGCGAAUGGAAUUAAUGAAAUCAGGAAACGGGAAAACACUGUAAAUUGCUUGCAUAUUACAGUCGAUAACCAUUUUUAUAUUAUGCCCUUAUUUGUAUUUAUUCUUUCCUGUGGUUUCUAAAUUGCACUUAGUAAAAUUCUGCAAAAUGGCACGGUAAAAUUGAAAGAAAGCCUCUUAGCUGAAAAAAAAUCCAAAAACCAGUUUUUAUUAAUGUCCUAACAUAUUUUCCAAACAUUAUCUAAGAGGGCAUUGCGAUAUUGUUUACAAUUUUCCAGAUUGAAUCUUUUUAAGGAGUGGUUAGAUUAAGUUAUAUAAUAGAUAGUGUAAAAUUGUGAGAGUUGUUGGUUAUUAUGUUAGCUAACUGUGAAAUUGUUUAAACAGUUAAGUUUGUUAAGCCAUAUAAAAAUAUACUGUUUGAAGUUGUGUCAGCGACUGGUUAGGUUAGUAGCAUUACAAAUAUUAGAGAGUUAGGAUGGUGUGUUGGGUUAAAUGAAGAGACAUUUCAAAUUGGUAAAACUAAGAAAUUAUUUAAAUGAUCUGAAAUGUUUCUAGCAUAGCUUAAUUAAAUACUAAUGAUCCAUAAUACUUAAUCAAGGAUUUUAAAUUGAACUUACCACACCUAAUAUAUCCCAUGCCCACUAUUUGAUGUAGCAAACCCAUCCCUUUUCAUAGUAUCACACAGUAUUUGAAAUAAAUAUACCUGACUUAUCUACUUGUUAAAAAUGUAAACUACUGCAAAAUAUUUGAAGUAUCUUACAGAGAAAAAUUGCAUAACAUGUAAGUAAAAACAUCAGAAUUUUGAUUAGAUUUUUUUUUGUUCAGGAAAGAGGCUUUCCUUUAAAAUUACCAAAUGCAGCUGAAAAUUCAAUGUUCCUAAGAGAAGGUGUAUACAACAUAAAUGAGCAAUGUGUUAUUUAUUUUUCAUAUGUAUGAUUAGGAAUCCAAAUUAUAAUUAUUGGGACCAUUUACAAAUGACAACAUUCAUAAGCAGACAGUAACUGAAUUUAUUAAAAUUUUGGGGGUUCGUUAAAAUAUUGACAAGUGUGGUCAUCUGUGGUGUUGUGGUGUACUCCAACUAAUGAUUAGAAAAUGUGAUUGAAAACAACUAGUGUUGGUAGGUAUUGAACAGUGUAUUUUAUUUGUAAUUGUAUGUUUUGCUUGACCAUAGACAAUACUGAUUCAAUUUCCAACUGAAAAUAUUGAAAUAAAAGUCUGAAAAUUA
Messenger RNA from Bacillus rossius redtenbacheri, 2657 nucleotides. Its product is annotated as myb/SANT-like DNA-binding domain-containing protein 3. The record is from RefSeq and is a predicted model, not a curated record. Bases 666 to 1478 code for a protein of 270 amino acids. The transcript has 2 exons. NCBI's taxonomy places the organism in Eukaryota, Metazoa, Arthropoda, Insecta, Phasmatodea, Bacillidae.